GUGAGCACAGCUGUGGUUUUCUAAUCCAUCACAGAAGAUGGAAGAUGGCAUUGUGAAGCAGGGCUUUCUCUAUUUGCAACAGCAGCAGACUUUUGGAAAGAAAUGGCGGAAGUUCUGGGGUGUGUUGUACAGUGGGAGUGUCUGUGCUGCUGCAUGCCUGGAACUCCUAGAGGGUUCUGGCCCUCCAUCCACAGAGACUGCUAAGAAAGCUGGAAGCAGCAAGCACCUCAUCAAACUGAGUGACUGUGUUCAUGUGGCUGAGGCAGCUGGAGAAGCCAGCAACCCAAAGGAAACUACACCUUUUUUCCUGGAAACCACAGAGAAGUGCUACCUGCUGGCUGCAGCGAAAACUGAGGCAGCUGACUGGAUUCUGGUGGUUUGUGAGCAUGCUUUCUUGAAAACCAGGGAAGACUGGAAAAUAAUGCUGGAGAAGGACUUGAUGAAAGGCAAGCCCAUUUCACUCUUGAUGGCAGAAAACUUGCUCUACAGCUCCAUGUGGACAGCAGCGCCUGUAAAAGAGUUCCCUGUGACAGUUAAGGCAACACAGGCUUCUGAGCACUGCCAGCUCAGGGGCAGACUUCUCCUUCGAGCCAAGGUGGAUGCCUUGGAGCUAUGCAGCAUUCCGAAGGGUGACGUACUCUACACUUGGCCAUACAAAUUCUUGCGGAGAUUUGGUCAUGACAAGGUGAUGUUCAUGUUUGAAGCUGGACGGAGAUGUGCUUCUGGGGAAGGCAGCUUUGAAUUUUUCACCAAGCAGGGUGAUGACAUCAUCCAGGUCAUUGAAACAGCCAUCAAUGCACAAAGAGCUGCUGGGAUGACUGACCAAUGCAUGGGAGGCUCUUUCAACACCUCCUCAAAGGCUUCCCUUCUUGCCAGGUGUACCAAUGAGGCCAAGUCUUAUGAAAAGGGGAAUUUAGAGGAAACAGUGAUGGCAGUGGAAGAAGGGCAGUUGCCCCAUAUGGCCAGCACCAAAUCCCUCUCCCUGGGGGCCAGCUGGCAAGGGAACCCAGGUAACAAGGGCAGACUGGUGAAACCCAUCUCCAGCUGCCCCUUGCCCAACACCAAGUUCUCAUACAUGGAGCCCUCCAAUUCCCUUCCCAGAAGAGAUCCCCAGUAUGGACCUGGGAUGCUGGAACAAGCAGGGAAAAUGAGAGUUCCUCAGGUAACAGUGGAGCCUGAGUUGGAGUUAUUAGGUUCUGUCUCCAAGUUGCUGGUGAGCACAGAUGGCAACCACCCCCAGCAAGGCACUUGGGAGACACCAACCCCUUUGGUGGCAUGCAGCAGAAGUGAUUCAUUGGGCCUGGUCUCAGCUUCUUCAGGCCUGGAACACAUCUAUGAUGUCCCAGAGAGCCUGUUGCAUGUUGUUUAUGAUGAGCCCCAGGAAAUCAAAGGGGAAGCCUGGAAGCUGCAGGCUACUACUGAGGAUCCUGUUGGCCAUGAAUAUCCCUACAACCCAUCCUUGGAUGACUAUUCUGUGCCCAGGAUGGCAGCAUCUUCCACUUUUAGGCUACCCGGACAAAACAAAAACUUGCUCGGAGGAACACCAUUUGAUCAGAUGAUCUGGAGGUUCGGGAAAGAUCAAAAUGCACAAUGAAAAGAAGCAGAUGGAAUGAAAGGAAGGACCAGUUCAGUGGAUUAAGUUAUCUGGGGAGAUAAACUAAGAUGCAGGGUGGUGGUUUGGAGCAUAUAAAUAACUGUGGGUCUAUCAUUACUGAGUGGGUGAGUAGAUCCAAAUGCAACCUUCCUGAAAUAGAAUCAAGGCUUGUAACUGAGGAAUUAAGUGGGGGGGGGGAAGUGAGGCUCUUAUUUCUGCUUUUCUUCUCACUUUUUGAAUUCAAGACUAAAGAGUAUAAUACAAAAUUGCAUUGUAAACAUAUAUAGAUCUGGGUGGUGACAAUUAUGAUUUAUUAUUUAAAACAUUUUUAUGUCACCUUUCCACCCAGAUAGGGUCCCUAAGUGGCAAACACCUGGGCAUGAAAACAUAUAAAAUAGAGUAAAAACGUGUAGACAAAUAAACAUACAACACUGUCUCCAAUGAAUGGGAGCAUUUUCUUAUUAAAUUGUACAUUAUUUCAUCUGUCUCUCAAUAUUGUACAAUUGAGCAACAGUAGAUUGGUGGUUACCCUGUGCCCCUUCCUGUCUCAACUCAGCCCAUGUGCCUGAGUUCUGUGUAGGUCUCCUGCUCUGCAUCCCCCCCCCUCAUGCACCUGCCCUUUACUUGUGGCCCCCUUUGGUCUGAGGUGUUAGCCCUACUGGGGCAGGUAUAAGGGCCCCAUGAUUGUCUAG
Eublepharis macularius is the source of this 2286-nucleotide messenger RNA. RefSeq names its product docking protein 2 (gene DOK2). The coding region runs from base 38 to 1594 and encodes 518 amino acids. Gene Ontology annotation, cellular component: cytoplasm. Lineage: Eukaryota; Metazoa; Chordata; Lepidosauria; Squamata; Eublepharidae. The transcript has 5 exons. Gene Ontology annotation, biological process: positive regulation of MAPK cascade; cell surface receptor protein tyrosine kinase signaling pathway. The record is from RefSeq and is a predicted model, not a curated record.